AUGCUUCCUAUUGUUUGUGCAGUUUCUUUCCAGCCGCAGCUGGGAAGCUGCCCGCAUUGCAGUGUUGAAGGCCCCCACCACGAUAUUUCCCUCAUGAGUCAUUUGGUUUGUAGGUUUGACCCGAGCGCAAGGGGCAAGGCAGUCAAUUUGCACAGUGUGAAACAGCUAGAACUGUCAUUGCCCUCGGCCUUGAGCUUUGCAAGAACCGAAGCAAAUAAGAAACAACAGCUGACCCGGCAGCCGAUUUCCUGCGUGGAUCUUUCUACGGCCAACACUGCCACAUCCACCGCCGCAGUAGUGAACUGGGUUGUUCCGGCCAGGAAGGAGGCAGCGGCUUUUAUGCCCUUCUUUGCCAUGCUUAUGUGCCACACUUCCACAUUUGUUUUUGCCUGCAGGUUUCAAUCUCCCAUUUAA
This is a messenger RNA of Effrenium voratum, 414 nucleotides long. The record is from the annotation of a GenBank genome assembly. NCBI's taxonomy places the organism in Eukaryota, Dinophyceae, Suessiales, Symbiodiniaceae.